Morchella sextelata is the source of this 843-nucleotide messenger RNA. RefSeq lists its product as uncharacterized. NCBI's taxonomy places the organism in Eukaryota, Fungi, Ascomycota, Pezizomycetes, Pezizales, Morchellaceae. The transcript is spliced from 3 exons. The record is from RefSeq and is a predicted model, not a curated record. The coding region runs from base 1 to 843 and encodes 280 amino acids.
AUGUGUAGGUCACCAAGACAUCCGGUCCCAUCUUCGAAUUCUUGGUCAUGGGUGAGUAUCAUCGUUCAUUCAAUUUUCACGGUUCUUAUAUUUACAUUAGCUCUCGCCGUUUAUAGUGCGUUUGUUCAGAGCAAAAUCGAGGCGAAGAAAAAAGAAAUAAAAACAAGGAAAGCAAUUGAAGCGCAGAUAGCACUCGAGGCACAGAAAGCACUCGAGACACAGAAAGCACUCGGCGAACGGAAAUUAGCGAUCGAGGAGCUGAAAAUCAAGGAACGGAACACAAUCCAGGCAUGGAGAGUAGAGACACGAAAAGCAAUCAAGGCACAGAAAGCAAUUGAAACUCAGAAGACAAUCGAGGCUCAAAAGGCAACAGAGGUGCGGAAAGCAAUCGAUGCUCAAAAGGCAAUCGAGACUCAGAAGGCAAUUGAAAUCCAGGAGGCAAUUGAAACUCAGAAGGCAAUAGUGGCUCAAAGGGCAAUCGAGGCUCGAAGGGCAAUCGAGGCUCAAAGGGCAACAGAGGUGCGGAAAGCAAUCGAGGCUCAAAAGGCAAUCAAGACUCAGAAGGCAAUUAAAACUCAGAAGGCAAUUGAAACUCAGAAGGCAAUAGUGGCUCAAAGGGCAAUCGAGGCUCAAAAGGCAAUCGAGGCUCAAAGGGUAAUCGAGGCCCAGAAGGCAACAGAGGCUCGAAAGGCAAUAGAGGCACAGAAAGCAAUCGAGACGCUGAGUCAAAAAUAUCUUGAUCAGUAUACAAGACUUUGCCCAAACCCAAAGUGCAGAGUCAGGAUUCAAAAAGACGGCGGUUGUGAAUCGAUGCAUUGUGUCAAAUUGCAAAGUGGCUUUUAG